This is a messenger RNA of Penicillium cinerascens, 921 nucleotides long. Its product is annotated as alpha/beta fold hydrolase. The coding region runs from base 1 to 921 and encodes 306 amino acids. NCBI's taxonomy places the organism in Eukaryota, Fungi, Ascomycota, Eurotiomycetes, Eurotiales, Aspergillaceae. The record is from RefSeq and is a predicted model, not a curated record. The transcript has a single exon.
AUGGUCUCCAUAGGCACACACCGCCUGUACACCUCAAUGAGUGGGCCCCCCCGCGACACGCAAGACUCAAUAGUCAUCGUGAUCGCUGGUGCAGGCGACGUCGCGUCAUCCUACACAGCCCUGGCUCCCCUCGUUUCCCGGAAUAGCCGACUCUUGCUGUAUGACCGCUCGGGACUCGGGCGUAGCGAGUCCGGCCCGGGACGAUGUACAGCGGUGAACGCCGCGAGAGAUCUCCACAGCCUGCUCGAUGCAAUGGACAUACGCCCACCGAUUGUGCUGGUUGCGCACUCUUACGGUGCCAUUGUUGCUCGCGAGUUUCUCCACUUGUAUGCCGACGAGGUCGUCGGCAUGAUCCUUGCGGAUGGGGCUACGGAGCGGCAGUGUGAUUAUUUUCGCAUCCCGGAUGAGAACAUCGCAGCUGUGCUUGGGGAUCUGAAAUGGGCUCAGGUUACUGGUCUACGAGAGGAUGCACGGCUAUCUCGGGAUCAGUGGCGAGAGCGUGCGAUUGAUAUUGCACGUGGUACGGUGGCUGCACAGUCGGAGGCGGAUUCUUAUGCAGAGGUUUGCUGCACACUGGCAGAGAAAAGGCAGUUACAGAAUCGGGUGAUGGGAGAUAGACCGGUGAGUGUCAUUCGAUGUAAUGGCGCUAGGGACUAUGAGCGGAUCUAUGAGAAGGGGGUGGAGGUCGGGAAUGGGUCAUUCCAGCAGAGACAGGCGUUUCGAGAGCUUUUGGAUCGGUGGGAAUCUCUUGAUCAGGAGCUGAAAGAGGAGCAGCUGCAGCUGUCUUCGAAUUCAAAGAUGGUGCAUUUGCCCGACUGUGGACAUAAUGUCCAUUUGAUUCGUCCGGAUGUGGUUGCAGAGCAGAUCGAGUGGGUGCUGGAGCAGUUGCAUAGCCCGAGUCGAGACGAUGUACUGCUCUGA